This is a messenger RNA of Orussus abietinus, 2934 nucleotides long. RefSeq lists its product as uncharacterized. The transcript has 10 exons. NCBI's taxonomy places the organism in Eukaryota, Metazoa, Arthropoda, Insecta, Hymenoptera, Orussidae. The record is from RefSeq and is a predicted model, not a curated record. Bases 16 to 2928 code for a protein of 970 amino acids.
GCGUCUCGGGGCGGUAUGGGUGUGACACCCGUUCGCAUCGCCCACCUACAUGGAACUCCAUCGACACCCGGGACCGAUCACCGAUUCGAUAUAAGCCCUGGCAAGUGUCGAACAGUUAGCACUGUUUUUUCCGGAGCGAUCUCUUCGCAAGGCGAGGCCAGGACCAUCAAAGAAGGACGCCUUCCAAAGAUCACCAAGAUGGCGCCCAAGCCGAAGGCAUUCCGAGGCGCCCUCGUGCCCAUCUUCUGCUGCCUUCUUUCGAUGCUUAACUGUGCCCAGGGAAUUGAUUACGCUCUCCUCCGAAGAGACAUUCUACCAGCGAAUGCCUCAUCCCUCAGUGCUCGUGCAGAAUUUCACGUGCAGCAACAAUUGCAAGAAGAAGACCUGAACAAAGAAGUGGAAAGUCUUCAAGAAGCGACGAUAUACCUUCUAAGGUAUGGCCAAGAAUUACGGAAAACGAUCCUGAAGAGUUUCGGGCACCUAGCCUACGAAACGUACGAGAAUUACGGAGUAGGUCAGCUAGAAGAGAUCUUCAGGAUCUACCAAGAAACGUUCCAGCGACAAUACAACAUCUUCAGCAUAAUUCCAGGGAUCAGAAAAGACGGGGACGUGCAGCCCUCGAGAAUCUGCGAGUACAUGCACGAGUACCUGAAGACAUACCCAGAAGAAACGAUCACCCUUUGCAUCGGCAUCAGCAACACUCCAGAAUUAUUUCGAUACGAAGACGAGUCGAAGAAUUACACAAACGAGGUCCUAAGUUUCCUAGAAGAGCACUAUCCCGAAGGAUUCUCCCUGAGAUCUAUCCUGAAGAGACUCCAAGAUGGCGACUUGUUGUUCACCCACCAGCUAGUCGUGGAGCUCCUAAACCACAUCCAGUACGACAGCUACAACAAUGAGGUGUUAUCAGCGGAGAAAAGCCUCUAUCAACGCGUCAACUGGGACCGCGAUUGGGAGAAAAGGAACCUCACCUUGAUAGAAGCCAAAGAGAUCACGCAAUACCGUUCCAUCAGCGCUCUGUUGAAGGAUUACCUGUUGAACUACACGACGGAAUUCCCGAAGAACAUCAGAGCCGGCUCCAGGGUGCUGGCGAAACACCUGGUGCGAAAACUCAGCUCCAUCAGCCCGAACAUCGAGAACUUCGGCACCAUCUUUGAGAACGAAACCGUCGGGUUCAAGUACCUGUUCGAUUUGGUGAUACCUGUCGAUUUGGUGUGUCAGGACAUCAGCGACGCCAAGGAUUACCUGGUGCACCUGAUUUACAGUCUAAAUAUUCACAUUAAGUGUUUGUUGAUAGACAGGUACCGACACAGUAGUCCCGAUCAGCUGUUGUUGAACAUCCUGGAGCAGAUCCGGUCCAUCCCUUUUGCCGUGGACAUUGUUACCGCUCUUCAGGUGCAUGCAGAGUUCUGGCACAGGAGUCGGAUGGUGGAGAAUGUUAACGAAUUGUUGCAAUUGUUGGACUCUUACGAGAACCUGAGGGGGUUGGAAGAGUUCCAGGACGUCAUUUUUAUCAAGGACGCCCUGAAAGAGAGGUUGUGGGACACGAAAAACGUCACCGUUCAAUUGUCUUGCACAAGACCCAGGGAAUGCCUUCGCAGGGGGUUGCUCAUCAUCAGCAGGUGUCCUUAUAUCAGCGCCGAUGUCAAGGUGUUGAUCAAUCAGUUCUUGAUUGAGGUUGAUAAUGAGAAGUUGUGUGGAAGGUGCAGUGCUAGAGAAUGCAACUGCGGUUUGAACAUUGAUACUUGUCCGGUUUGUCCGGACAUUAUUCCGGAAACGACGGUUGUUCGCGAUGAAACUGAAACUACGGCAAGUUUGGAUGUCACCACUGGAGAGGAACCUACCCCUUCGAUUGAUAUCGACGGACUCCGACAAUCUACGACUCCGACUGUUAUCUGUGAAGGUGAUAAUUGCUUGGAACCGAACUUAAACAUAUCUGAUUGUGUCGAACCGUUCUGCAAGAAGCCGCGAUGUGAGAGUUCAGAUUGCCUAUGCAAAGGUCCAGAUUGUCCACCUUUACCGCUUCCUUCGUGCGUAGGUCCAGAUUGUUCAUGUGAAGGUCCAGAUUGUCCACCUUUGCCGCCUCUUCCAUGCAUAGGACCAGAUUGUUCAUGUGAAGGUCCUGAUUGUUCGUGUGAAGGUCCAGAUUGUUCACCUUUACCACCUCUUCCAUGCAUAGGUCCAGAUUGUUCAUGUGAAGGUCCAGAUUGUCCACCUUUGCCGCCCCUUCCAUGCAUAGGACCAGAUUGUUCAUGUGAAGAUUCAGAUUGUUCACCUGAAACGCCUCUUCCGUGCAUGGGUCCAGAUUGUUCAUGCGAAGGUCCAGACUGCCCACCCUCACCACCUCCUUGCAUAGGUCCAGAUUGUACUUGUGAAGGUGACGAAUGUUCUCUGCCCUGUAUCGGCCCAGAUUGUUCCUGCAGCGAAGGGGAUUGUUCGAGACCCGAUCCCGAAUCUUGCGAAGGUUCAGAUUGCUCCUGCGAAGACGGAAACUGUUCACCGGAAAUACCUCCGCCGAUUCCUGAGGAACCAUGCGUCGGUAUCUACUGCAACUUGCCUCUUCCAAAUGCUCCUAAUUGCGACCUCUUCGGUUGCAAUCACACGGAGUGUAAUGGAUCUUCCUGCGUGGAUCAUCCCAUCCCCACCUCUUCCGAAGAGGAUUGCAUCGGAGACGAUUGCGAGGAUUCCUCGUCCAGCUGCAGCGGGUCCAGCUGCGGCCGUGCGAUCCCGGAUAGUCCAGAAGAUCCAGAUUGUUCUAACUCGAGCUGUGAUAACGAUAACAUCACUCCCCCAAAAAGUUCAGGAAGUUCAGAGUGUUCCAGCUGGGACUGCGACAAUUGUGGCAGCUCUGGAUGCGACAGUUCUCCAGAUCCCGACGAAUCUAACUGCUCCAACUCCGAUUGCACCCCAGACGACUCAGAGGUACUGUGAGCAAAA